AUGAGCACCUUUUUCGAUGAAAUGAAGACCUCAUUCGAGGCUGUUCCAGUGGAAAGUGACAAUAAAAUUGCCACUUCUGAAUUUUUGGAGGCUUCAGAGUCGUUAGUGAAAUUGUUCGAUCUUUUAGGCAACUCAGCAUUUACAGUAGUUCAGAAAGAUUUGACGGGCAAUAUCACCAAAAUUCGUAAGCGUCUGCUUGCAACACCAAUUGAAUCUUCGACGCUUCAAGAUUUGGUGAACAAUGAACGUGCUUCAGGACACAAGACUGCAUCCGAAGGGCUACUUUGGUUGACGCGUGGCUUACAAUUCACUGCCCAAGCUCUAAGAGAAACGAUCGACAAUCCAGACUUGGAACUAACUAAAACUUUCACAGAUGCCUAUAGCAAAACCUUGAUCAAGUAUCACGGUAUACUAGUUAGACCUGUCUUCAAGUUGGCCAUGAAAGCUUGCCCAUACAGAAAAGAUUUUUUUGCCAAGUUAGGAGCUGAUCAAGAAAGAGUGAAUGAACAACUGAAGGUUUGGUUAUCUUCGCUCGAAAAGAUUGUGAAGAUUUUGCUAGAAUUCUUGGCUGUUACGUGCAAGGACUUGUAA
Lachancea fermentati is the source of this 591-nucleotide messenger RNA. The record is from the annotation of a GenBank genome assembly. NCBI's taxonomy places the organism in Eukaryota, Fungi, Ascomycota, Saccharomycetes, Saccharomycetales, Saccharomycetaceae.